AUGUAUUUUAGGGUAGAAGUUGUAAACAAGAUCUGUAGCAAUUCAAGUCUUGAUCAUGCAUUAACAUCGCCUUCUGGAGUAACUACAGAUCUGUAUCAAAACCAGAGCUGGGAUUUAGAUGAAAGAAGCCAAUUCUACGACAGAUCCGAUCGGGCAAAACCUAAUAAAGCUCAUAAGCAAUGUCUGUUUCUCAGUGUUUGUAUUCACUGUUCUUGUAUUUACUAUAACUCAGUCCUCAAAACCGGGGAAGACAUCGGAAUGGCUCUUCUCAGCCCAAGUCCAGCUCCUUCCGAAGCUGAUGUCGAGUCAAGCGACUCACAAAACUCCCCAACAAUCGAGAAAUCAGAAGAAAAAGUGUUUCUCGACUAUCAAACACCAGUCAACACCUCAAAUCCAAACGAAUGUGAUGUCACAUGGAGAUUCCGGAAUCGGAAAGAGAAAUCCUGGAGAAGGUAUAGAGAUUUCAGAAGGUUCAGGAUCGGAUUCACCGAUUCCUGCACUUACAAAGUAAUCGGAGCAAAAGGAUGGCAUUCCGGUGUCAAUGCUCGUCGUCCCAGGAAUAGAAUCAACAAUUCCACCAGAACUGGAAUCCGAUCCAAUUUCUCUUCUUCUUCUUCUUCUUUCCGUGAUGAUGAAAUCAACGACACAAUUCCAAUUCUAGGUUCAGAUCAAUCUUUCAGAAACGGGAAAUAUUUAUAUUAUUCACGAGGAGGGGAUUAUUGUAAGAACAUGAAUCACUACAUUUGGAGCUUCUUAUGUGCCCUAGGUGAAGCCCAGUAUUUAAAUCGCACAUUCGUUAUGGAUUUAAGCCUUUGUUUAUCAUCAGAUUACACAUCAAGUGAAAAAGACGAAGAAGGAAAAGACUUCAGAUUCUAUUUCGACUUUGAACAUCUGAAAGAAAGCUCUUCAAUAGUUGAAGAAGAAGAGUUUCUCAAAGAUUGGAGAAGAUUCGAAAAGAGAAACAAAAGAAAAAUCCCCUUAAGAAAAGUUCCAUCUUACAAAAUCACACCAAUGCAAUUAAAAAAAGAUAAAUCCACAAUAAUCUGGAGACAAUUCGAUACCCCUGAACCUGAAAACUAUUGGUAUAGAGUGUGUGAAAGUAAAGCUUCAAAUUACAUUCAAAGACCAUGGCAUUCAUUGUACAAAUCAAAAAGAUUAAUGAACAUAGUAUCUGAAAUAAGUGGACAAAUGGAUUGGGAUUUUGAUGCUGUUCAUGUUGUUAGAGGUGAAAAGGCGAAAAAUAAAGACAUGUGGCCUCAUUUAGAUGAUGACACGUCACCUGAUAAUUUAGUUGUAAAGCUUUUGAAUGUUAUACAACCAUGGAGGAAUCUUUAUGUUGCUACAAAUGAAAAGUUUUAUAAUUAUUUUGAUAGAUUAAGAUUGCAAAGAUGGGAUAAACACGUGUUGACCAGGUUGUUUAUGGUGUAGGGGGGUAGAAUUGGAAGAUUGUGAUGAGAAUGAAAGAGAACCUUGGAAAAGCUUAAAAAGUUAUUUGUAAAUUUGUUUUGUUUUGUUUUGUUUAAUUGUAUUCGAUAGAUAUUUUAUGCAAAAUGAUAUGGAAAUGAGCAGUUUUGUGUUUAAAAUUGAUUUGGGUAAAAAAUGUAUGAUUAUUUUUAAUAUAUUUUCCAUGUAGAAUAUUUGUUGUGGAAUUCAAAACUUACACUUUCUAAACUCAUAUUUGGUUGUGAAG
Messenger RNA from Lactuca saligna, 1690 nucleotides. The record is from the annotation of a GenBank genome assembly. NCBI's taxonomy places the organism in Eukaryota, Viridiplantae, Streptophyta, Magnoliopsida, Asterales, Asteraceae.